AUGGCUCAAAAAAAUACAGCUAUGAUAGAUAAGCAAUUCCUGUAUUUAUGGAGCCUAACCCUAGUCAACUUUCAGGCUUUGAUUUUAUCUCAAGGGAGAUGAGACUCAGAAGUUGGGCAGCCCAUGCCUACAGGCAAGCUCUCCAGCGUGAAAACAGGAGUUAUGCCCUGGUCUAAGAAUUUACCUUUUUUCCGAUGGUCGACCAGAAAACCCAUUUUUUGGAUUUUUGUAUGGAUAACCUUAUACUCCUCUCAAAUUGACCGCAGAAAUCCGAAGACUGCUGCUGACUCAACACUGAAGCUGGGAGGCAAGGAGGAGACAUUGUCAUCCCUGGCGGAGGCACGGUCUCAAAGCAAUGUAAUCUCCCUUGGAGAUCCUCGGUGAAUGCGCUACAACUAA
Molecule: messenger RNA, 399 nt
Organism: Blepharisma stoltei
Lineage: Eukaryota; Ciliophora; Heterotrichea; Heterotrichida; Blepharismidae
Source: the annotation of a GenBank genome assembly